This is a messenger RNA of Penicillium olsonii, 1503 nucleotides long. Lineage: Eukaryota; Fungi; Ascomycota; Eurotiomycetes; Eurotiales; Aspergillaceae. The record is from the annotation of a GenBank genome assembly.
AUGGCUUGUAGCGCUUCUUCAAUGACCGUGGAGUCUUACGAGAACGAGGCAUUUGCCUCUGCUACGGCGACCCCCGAUGAGGACACUGGUCUCCGGGAUCGGCGACGCAGACAUUCAUUUCAUGCAUCCAGAAAACUCUCCUGCGACUACCAAGAUGCAGAUGCCGUCUUCAUCAGGGUCGAACUCUUCCUGGCCGAGCUGGAACGUCGUAUGGAGUGGAUCGAGCAGUAUCGGAAAUCCCACAUGGUGCAGGUCGAUGCAAGCCUGAAACGUGGAUAUGCUGCACUUGAGGCCGUGAGAGAGCAGUGCUCACUCACUUCCGGCGAGUUGAUGGGAAGUGGCAAGAAGCGAGCGAAGAUCCUGGUCGAUACCCUCGAGGACCGAUACAAUGACGUCCUGGCAACAAAGGAAACUCUGGAGCAAAAGGCACAAGCCGGAGUGCGAUUGAUGGAGUCUUGUUUGUCCGAACUCGAGAACAGGGCGCAUGCAAUCCAUGAUCGGGGUAUCUACGGUACCCUGGAUGACGGCUGGAAGGCCGUAGACUCGAAGUUGAACCACGCCAAGGAGAUUGUCGACGAGGGUAUGGAGCGAGCCCGUCGCACUCGUGACACCCUCCGUGAGACCGUCGAAGAAGCCAUUCGGUUAGCCCAGGAAAAACGGUUGAUCAACUACGAGGAGCUUCCCCACCCAUGGCGAGUCAACCCGCAUAUCAUCAAGGGCUACCGAUUCACCACCUCCAAGGUGGAGUGCGUUUCCUCUGUUUUCGCUUACUCGAAUGAGAUGUUCAACAUCUGGUCCCAUGUGAUUGGACUUGUCAUCGUCUUGGCCAUUGCCUUCUACUUCUAUCCACUUCACACCAAUUUCCACCUGAGCACCAAGUCCGACAUUGCUAUCGCCGCUGUGUUCUUCUUUGCUGCAUGCAAGUGUUUGGUCUGCAGUACCAUCUGGCACACCAUGAACAGCAUCGCCUCCCAAUCAUUGAUGGAGCGAUUCGCUUGUGUGGACUAUACUGGCAUCUCUAUGUUGGUUGCCGCUUCGAUUGUCACCACCGAAUAUACCGCUUUCUACUGCGAACCCUUCUCCCGGUGGACUUAUAUCCUGCUGACGAUGUCGCUCGGAAUUGGCGGCAUCAUCCUCCCAUGGCACCCAACCUUCAACCGGCACGACAUGGCGUGGGCUCGCGUGGGUUUCUUCGUGACGCUCGCACUCACCGGUUUCUCGCCCAUUGCGCAGCUAUCCUACACCCGUGGCUUCGCAUGGACAAUGUAUUUCUACGCACCAGUCGUGAAAAGCAUCACAGUCUACUUCGUCGGUGCUUGUAUCUAUGCCUCCAAGGUCCCCGAGCGGUGGAAGCCGGGCCUCUUCGACUACGUGGGCGGUAGCCACAAUAUCUGGCACCUCGCUGUCCUGGGUGGUAUCUUUUUCCAUUACCAUGCCAUGCAAGACUUGUUCGCCGGCGCGUUCCUGCGGGCCCAGGGCGAAUGCCCGAACUUGACGACCUGA